This is a messenger RNA of Cuscuta epithymum, 2643 nucleotides long. The record is from the annotation of a GenBank genome assembly. NCBI's taxonomy places the organism in Eukaryota, Viridiplantae, Streptophyta, Magnoliopsida, Solanales, Convolvulaceae.
GAUCACUCAUUUUUGUUUAAGAAAUAUCGUUAAGAAAACAGAGUUGCGUGGAUAGGAAUAGGAGUGUGUUAUGUGUCAAAUCGAUUUCCCUGUGCUGGUCGGCAACGAAGCUUCAGAAGGCUGUUGAGUGUGUGGAUGUGUCUCUAUUGUCUCUGUCAGCCCCCCAUUAAGCCACCCACCGGACACCCCUCUUUCUCCCCCACCUCGCCUCCUCCUAACUAUUUACGGACUCCUCCGUAUUAUUUAUAUCGUCAAAAAUUCUCACAACCGCUUCAUUGGGUCCAUAUACACAUGCUUCGCCACUUCUGCUGAUCUGGGUGAUGUUAAAGUUUCGAUCUUUCUGUCUGAAACUUGAGAAUGAAAUGGAAGUUGUUCUUUUCAUGUCUGGAUUGAAUCCAAUCUUGAAGUAAUAAGAAGGACUCUCUGUAAGUAAAAAAGUUCAUCACUCCUUGUUUCUGUUGAAUAUAAGGAAAUUGAGAGAGAAAAUCGAACCAUGAUUAAUGAAAUGGUGGAGAAAUGCUUAGAUUCCCAGCUAUGGCAUGCCUGUGCUGGUGGGAUGGUCCAAAUCCCACCUCUGGGUUCUAAAGUCUUUUACUUUCCACAAGGCCAUGCCGAGCAUGCCCACAAGUCUCUUCUGGAUUUCCGAGGGUACCCCACAAUCCCACCCCAAGUCCUGUGUAGAGUGUCUUCCAUAACGUAUUUGGCUGAUUUUGAGACUGACGAGGUUUAUGCCAAAAUCAGACUAGUUCCACUGAAAGGAGAUAAUGAAUGUAAUGAUGAUGAGGAUGUGGGGAGGUUUGCAGCUUCUCUUGAGAAGAAUCAAGAGAAACCCACCAAUUCAUUCGCUAAGACAUUGACACAGUCUGAUGCGAACAAUGGAGGAGGUUUCUCUGUUCCUAGGUAUUGCGCGGAAACCAUUUUCCCUCGGUUGGAUUACUCCGCUGAGCCGCCACUCCAGACGAUCAUUGCCAAGGAUGUCCAUGGGGUGAAGUGGAAGUUCAGGCAUAUAUAUAGGGGCACGCCGAGGCGCCAUCUGUUGACCACCGGUUGGAGUAAUUUCGUUAACCAGAAGAAGCUGGUCGCCGGGGAUUCAAUUGUUUUCUUGAGAGCUGAAAAUGGGGAGCUCUUUGUCGGGAUCAGGAGGGCAAAGAAAGAGACUGGUAAUGGUUCUGGGUGGAACACCCAGGGGUAUUUUGGUCAUUCUGGAAAUUGCGAUGAGGGUUUGAGAGGAAAGACGAACAGAGUCCAGGGAGAAUUGGUCGUUAAAGCAGCAUCGCUUGCUGCACAUUCUCAGCCUUUUGAGGUUGUGUACUAUCCGCGGGCUUCCACCCCGGAAUUUGUGGUUAAAGAAACUGUUGUGAGGGCGGCCAUGAGAGUCGGGUGGUGCCCCGGGAUGAGGUUUAAGAUGCCCUUCGAAACAGAGGACUCCUCUCGGAUUAGUUGGUUCAUGGGAACCGUCACUUCUGUUCACGUUGAUGACCCCGUCCACUGGCCCAAUUCUCCAUGGCGCCUUCUCCAGGUAGCAUGGGAUGAGCCGGACUUGCUUCAUAAUGUGAAGAGAGUUAGUCCAUGGCUGGUCGAGUUAGUAUCAAAUCUACCACCCAUCCAUUUAUCUCCUUUCUCACCCCCAAGAAAGAAGCUUCGCCUUCCUCCACAUCUCGAAUUCCCCACCAUGAGCCAAUUUUCGGUUCCUUCUUUUUCUCUGCGUACAAAUAAUAAUAAUAACAACAAUAAUAAUCCCCUAACAAUUCCUAGCAGCCCCUUGUCGUGUGUAUCAGACAACAACAAUCCUGCAGGCAUACAGGGAGCCAGGCAUGAAAAAAUCGGCCUCUUCCCAUUCGGAGGAGGAUGCAAAGACUUUGAUAGUUCAGAAAAUGACGAAAACCUGUCUUGCCUAUUGACAAUUGGACAGUCCAGCCCAAAUUCAAAGGAAAAGAAACCGCGAGAACUAAUGCUGUUUGGAAAAGCAAUUCUCAUUGAGGAGCAGCAGAUGUCCCAUAGCUGCUCAUGGGAAACAUUUGGCUACAGCCAAGAGAAGACGGUUAUAAAUCUUUUAGAUAAUGUGAUCCCUUGGAACGAGAAUGAGAAAUAUGUGUUUGGUUUGGAGACUACGGGUCGUCAUUGUAAGGUGUUUGUGGAUUCUGAUGAUGUUGGAAGGGAUAUUGAGUUGUCUGGCUUGAGCUCAUAUGAGGACCUGUAUACAAAACUGGGGAGUAUGUUUGGGAUCCAGAGGUCAGAGAUGCUAAGCAACGUGGUGUACCAGGAUACUGCCGGUUUGGUUAGGCACACCGGAGAUGAGCCGUUCAGUGAGUUCAUGAAGAAGGCUAGAAGGCUCACUAUCCUAUCAGAUUCAAGCAGUGACAACAUGGGGAAGAGAUAGCACUUAGUUUCUUUUAGCUAGCUGAUUAGUGGCUUGUAAACUGAAAUUACAAUAUUCCCCUUUUUAGAGGGAGAAGUCCCUUGAACAAUUUAUGUAGAGUAAAGUUUUUCAUGUAUUCCAGACCGUUUCUGCUAUAGGAUUGUUUUUCUUCCUUGAUCGUAAUAUGCAGUUCAUCACUGGAAUAUAUUCUAUCCCAGAACUAACUCUUUGUGGUCUGAUCUUCAUAUAUUAAAUGACAUAUUUAACAUCUCUUUUCUGAAAAU